GCGACAGUGUACAGCGGACGUGGUCGCAUCUGCAGCCACAUUUUCAUUCACGCUGAUGAAAAGGUGAAAACGAAAUGGAAAGGAGUUCCUUCUUUUCAGCACUAUGCUGAGAUCUCGGGCAGCCUUAUCACCAUGCUGGAACUGGGCUCCUCUUCAGUCAGCUCUCAGUCUCUGACAGGGGACCACAAUGCUUUGGGGCUACCUCAAGUUCCAGGAGGGACAGAGUGUCCGGUGGGUAGUUUGGGUGUGGGUAUGGGGGCGAUGUGUGGUAGCAGCACCCCCAGGCACCACACCCUCCACCCAUCGCCGGUGGACUGUGAGACAUGGCAGAAGCACCGUGCAGGACUGGCUGGAGGGUCGAGCCUGCACUCCCAGUCACACUUCCUCUUGGAGCCCGAAAGUCUCUCAGCCAGUUAUGACACCCUCUACUUACCACAGAUGUCGUCCCAUACACCCCCUCCUCACCCAAACCGCAUUGGCCUCACUCUUGAUGUAGCCUCGACUUUUGACCUUGGUGUUGGAACGCUGGGAGUGGAAGGAGAUUCAGCAGUAAGUCCUAAUGUGAUUAAGAGACGACGGGGAGGACUGAUUGAGCAGCGGGACAUUGUCAAAGCUCACCAAGCUCACAAGAUACAGAGCACACCUCAAGCACGACGCAAGGAGUGGGAAAUGGCCCGUUUCGGAGACGACGUCCCGGGCUUGUUGAGUUCAGGGGAAGGAGGGUCAGAGCGUAACCGGAACCGCGAUGGAGCGGCUGUGUCUACAGGUGGCAUCUCCCCAGCCUUCAAGCAAACCAAAGCGCAGCGUGCCCGCACCAUGGCACUGUACAACCCCAUUCCGGUCAGGGAGAACUGCUUCACAGUCAACAGGUCGCUCUUCAUCUUUGGCGAGGACAACGUGGUCAGGAAGUACGCCAAGAAAAUCAUUGAGUGGCCUCCUUUUGAGUACAUGAUUCUUGCUACGAUCAUCGCCAACUGUAUUGUCUUGGCCCUGGAGCAGCAUCUUCCCGGAGAGGACAAAACUCCAAUGUCCAAGAGAUUGGAAAAGACAGAGCCCUACUUCAUUGGGAUGUUCUGUUUUGAGGCAGGAAUAAAGAUAAUCGCCCUGGGCUUUGUAUUUCAUAAAGGUUCCUACCUCAGGAAUGGAUGGAAUGUCAUGGAUUUCAUUGUCGUCCUCAGUGGGAUUCUGGCAGCUGCAGGGGCGCAUAUGAAUAUCUCAGUGGACUUGAGGACUCUGAGGGCAGUGCGAGUCCUCCGGCCCCUAAAGCUUGUCUCAGGCAUUCCCAGUCUGCAGAUAGUCCUGAAGUCUAUAAUGAAGGCCAUGGUUCCUCUGCUGCAGAUUGGCUUGUUGCUGUUUUUUGCAAUCCUCAUGUUUGCCAUCAUCGGUCUGGAGUUUUACAGUGGCAAACUACACCACACCUGCACACCACAGCCAGGAAUACUGGAAAACGAGACAGUGGACUCAUCUGAGUUUGAGUUUCCAUGUGGUGUACGUCAGUGUCCCACCAAAUACACAUGCAAUGAUACCUGGAUUGGUCCAAAUGAUGGCAUCACCCAGUUUGACAACAUCCUGUUUGCUGUUCUCACCGUCUUCCAGUGCAUCACCAUGGAGGGAUGGACCGCUGUACUCUACAAUACCGAUGAUGCCUUGGGCCCCAGCUGGAACUGGCUCUACUUCAUCCCUCUAAUCAUCAUCGGCUCCUUCUUUGUCCUCAACCUGGUUCUGGGUGUCCUUUCUGGGGAAUUUGCCAAGGAGAGAGAGAGGGUGGAAAACCGCAGGGCCUUCAUGAAGCUGAGGCGCCAACAGCAGAUUGAGAGGGAGCUCAACGGCUACCGGGCCUGGAUCGACAGAGCAGAGGAAGUGAUGCUGGCCGAGGAGAAUAAGAAUCCAGGACCUUCUGCCCUUGAUGCUCUCAGGAGGCUCCCAGAGUGGAGUACAGGUGGUGUCUAUGUGUUGAAGCGAGCCACCACCAUCAAGAGGAGGGGCAUGGAGGUGGUGGGUCAAGGGCAGUCAGGGGAGGAGCAAUAUGGUGACAUCUCCUCUGUGGGAAUCCCCAUGGCAACAGCUAGUAUCAGGAGUGCUAAGCGAGGUCCAACUGCAUAUUUUCGCCGCAAGGAGCGUCUCCUGCGAAUCUCUAUCCGGCGGGUGGUGAAGACACACACCUUUUACUGGACAGUUCUUGGCCUUGUUGCUCUCAACACUCUGUGUGUCGCCAUCGUUCACCACAAUCAACCCCACUGGCUGUCCAUCUUCCUCUACUACGCAGAGUUUCUGUUUCUUGCUCUUUUCCUGACUGAGAUGUUCCUGAAGAUGUACAGCUUGGGGCCGCGCCUCUACUUCCACUCAUCCUUUAACUGCUUUGACUGUAGUGUAAUUGUUGGCAGUAUCUUUGAAGUGCUGUGGGGUUUCUUCAGGCCUGGCACCUCCUUUGGCAUCAGUGUCCUGCGUGCACUCCGUCUGCUGAGGAUCUUCAAGAUCACCAAAUAUUGGGCGUCACUGAGGAAUCUAGUCGUCUCUCUGAUGAACUCCAUGAAGUCCAUUAUCUCCCUGAUCUUCCUGCUCUUCUUAUUUAUUGUCGUCUUUGCACUCCUCGGCAUGCAACUUUUUGGUGGAAGGUUCAUCUUUGAAGAGUACACCCCGACGAACUUUGACACCUUUCCUGCCGCUAUCAUGACCGUCUUUCAGAUACUGACUGGAGAGGACUGGAACGAAGUGAUGUACAACGGCAUUCGCUCUCAAGGAGGAGUAAAGUCUGGCAUGUGGUCAUCGGUCUACUUUAUAGUUCUCACUCUUUUUGGAAACUACACUCUACUGAAUGUUUUCUUGGCCAUUGCUGUGGAUAACUUAGCCAACGCACAAGAACUUACAAAGGAUGAAGAGGAAGCCGAGGCUGCAUUCAACCAGAAGCAUGCUCUGCAGAAGGCGAAGGAGGUCGGCCCAUUGUCAUCCUUCAUGUCCUCAGAGGGAAGUCGGAGAAGGAGGCCCUACCUGUACAGGAAAAGAGCCAUUCACCGCAGCCGGCCUACUUACUCAUGCUCCCUGGAGGAGGCCCAGAGCAGUGUCAGGGAGGGCCGCCCACCCCCACCACUCAACCCCUCUAACUCUUUCAUGUCCAGGAGAGAAAGGAGAAAGAGGAUGACCAUGUCAGUGUGGGAGCAGAGGACAAGCCAGCUGCGGAGACACCGCCAGAUGUCCAGCCGAGAGAUCCUGUUCAGCAGUCCCAGUGAGGAAAAGGAUGGACCCCCUGCCUCGGCCCAAGGCCAGCACGGACGUCCGCUCUCACUGCACCGAAAGGUCAUGCAGCACGCGCCAUCGGGAAGUUUGAGACGUCUCAAUGACCCAUUGACCUCCCCAACCAAGAACCAGGCCUCGGUUUCCUCAAUGUGUGUGGAUAUGCCUCUGGAUGCUGCUCUCUCUGACGACAUACCUGAACCCCCAAUGUCAGUGCUGGUGCCAGACUCACUGGCCUCCACUAAUGUGCCCCUCACUGACUCUGUGGCCAUGACUAUGCCAGAGCCUCCUGAAUCAGAUCCCAUGACCCAGAGUGGAAAACUCAGUGUUCAUCAGAGUAACAGAACAAACAGUGAGCGCCGCAGUCCCAGGCUGAAUGGUGAACAUCAGCACCGGCCCGUAAAGAAGUUCAGACCUCCAGAUAACAUUGAUACACUGACGCCAGAAAUUGGAGGUCAUGGUGCCUUCAGAAACAGGAGGGCGCUGCAUCACCAUGACCAUCAGAGGGAGACCAGAAGUCAGGGGUCUUCUCCUGCAAAUGGGAGCAGUUCAGCCAGUGGGGAGAGGAAGAGAAACCCUGCCACAGAAGAAGAGAAGAAAGCAGAGCAUGAAAACAAAGAAGAAGAGGCGGUGAUGCAUGAAGAGAGCAGACAGCCUGAUCAGGACACAGGAGAAGAGAAUAACGCUGCAGAGGAGCAGAGCCACACUGCUGACCCAUGUACUCAGAAGCAUGAAGAACCUCCUCAUCAGUCUGAGCCAUCGGUCCCCGUCAUCAUAGAGGACGACAAAGAAGAGAAGGAUCAGGACCAGGAUAAGUCUAAGCUCGCCUCCAGCGUGAUUCUUGAGAUGUCCAACGUGCAGCCUUCACUCGAACUUUCUACAAUGACAGUCAACAGUAAGGACACGGAAGCCUGUAAGUCAGAGAAAGACGAGGCAGAAGAAGCUAAACCUGUCAGCAGUGUGACCCCAGACAGCAUGUUCAUCUUCAAACCUGAUAACCCGCUACGUCGAGCUUGUCACUACGUGGUUAACCUCAGAUACUUUGAAAUGUCCAUUCUGUUGGUCAUAGCUGCGAGCAGUAUUGCCCUGGCAGCUGAGGACCCAGUAGCCACCUCCUCUGACUGGAAUAAGGUUCUGCGUUAUUUUGAUUAUGUUUUUACUGGAGUCUUCACAUUUGAAAUGAUUAUAAAGAUGAUCGAUCAGGGUUUGAUCCUCCAUGAUGGCUCCUACUUCAGAGACCUGUGGAACAUCCUGGAUUUCAUCGUUGUGGUGGGAGCUCUGGUUGCCUUCGCCCUCACCAAUGUGAUGGGAAACAACAAAGGACGCGACAUUAAGACCAUCAAAUCUUUGAGGGUGCUGCGUGUCCUGAGACCAUUAAAAACAAUAAAAAGACUUCCGAAACUCAAGGCGGUAUUUGACUGCGUGGUCACGUCUCUGAAGAACGUCUUCAACAUUUUAAUUGUUUACAAGCUUUUUAUGUUCAUCUUUGCCGUCAUCGCUGUGCAGCUCUUCAAGGGGAAGUUUUUCUACUGCACCGACAGUUCAAAGGACACAGAGAAGGACUGCCAGGGCUACUACAUUGACUAUGGGAAGGAUAAGAAGGAGGUAAAAAGACGAGACUGGAAGAGACACGAGUUUCAUUACGACAACAUCAUCUGGGCUCUGCUCACUCUCUUCACCGUUUCCACCGGAGAGGGAUGGCCUCAGGUUUUGCAGCACUCUGUAGAUGUCACAGAAGAGAACAGGGGUCCAAGUCCCAGCAACAGGAUGGAAAUGUCGAUCUUCUACGUCAUCUACUUUGUCGUCUUUCCUUUCUUCUUUGUCAACAUAUUUGUGGCUCUGAUUAUCAUCACGUUCCAGGAACAGGGGGAUAAAAUGAUGGAGGAGUGCAGUCUGGAGAAAAAUGAGAGGGCUUGCAUAGAUUUUGCCAUCAGUGCCAAGCCGCUGACCAGAUACAUGCCACAGAACCGGCACACCUUCCAGUACCGCUUGUGGCAUUUUGUUGUCUCACCGUCUUUUGAGUACACAGUCCUGGCUAUGAUUGCUCUCAACACGGUUGUCCUGAUGAUGAAGUAUUACUCUGCGCCGCCAGCGUAUGAGGCCGUCCUGAAGCACCUGAACACAGCUUUCACUGUUCUCUUCUCUGUUGAGUGUGUCCUCAAGAUUAUGGCUUUUGGAUUUUUGAACUAUUUUCGAGACACGUGGAACAUCUUUGACUUCAUUACUGUCUUGGGCAGCAUCACUGAGAUUGUGGUCGACUUGCAGUCUGUCGACAGGUUCAACAUGAGUUUCUUGAAGCUGUUUCGAGCUGCUCGUCUGAUCAAACUGUUGAGACAAGGUUACACCAUCCGGAUCCUUCUGUGGACCUUUGUCCAGUCCUUCAAGGCGUUGCCCUACGUCUGCUUGCUUAUUGCCAUGCUUUUCUUCAUCUACGCCAUUAUCGGCAUGCAGGUGUUUGGGAACAUCAAGCUGAAUGAGAAGACUCACAUUAACCAGCACAACAACUUCAAAACAUUCUCCGGUGCCCUGAUGCUGCUGUUCAGGAGUGCCACGGGGGAGUCAUGGCAGGAGAUCAUGCUGUCCUGUCUGGGGGGGCAGCACUGUGAGAUGGACCCCUCUCUUAACUCUGCACUGCUGACAUCUGACCAUGAAGGGGGCUGCGGCUCCGACUUUGCCUAUUUCUACUUUGUGUCCUUCAUCUUUUUUAGCUCCUUCCUGAUGCUGAACCUGUUUGUGGCCGUGAUCAUGGAUAACUUUGAAUAUCUCACAAGAGACUCGUCCAUCCUUGGUCCACACCAUCUGGAUGAGUUUGUCCGUAUCUGGGGAGAGUAUGAUCGCGCUGCCUGUGGUCGUAUCCAUUACACUGACAUGUAUGAGAUGUUGACCAACAUGUCGCCACCUCUAGGCCUGGGCAAGAAAUGUCCCUCCAAGGUGGCAUAUAAGAGAUUAGUCCUGAUGAACAUGCCAGUGGACGACGACAUGUCGGUCCACUUCACCUCCACCCUCAUGGCCCUCAUCCGCACUGCCCUGGAGGUCAAGAUAGCGAGAGGAGAUGAAGACAGAAAUCAAAUGGAUUUGGAUCUGCAGAAAGAAAUUGGAGUCAUCUGGCCUCACCUCUCCCAAAAGACCCUGGAACUGUUGGUCCCGAUUCACAAAGCAAGUGACAUGACCAUUGGGAAGAUCUAUGCUGCCAUGAUGAUCAUGGACUACUACAAGCAAAGCAAGGCCAAGAAGCUCCGACAGCAACUGGAGGAACAGAAACAUGCACCUAUGUUCCAACGAAUGGAUGCUUCAUCUCUUCCUCAAGAAAUCCUAUGCAAUGCCAAGUCCUUGUCAUUCCUCAGGCAUAGUGCUGGUUCAGCUCUCACCAGAGGAGGUUUUGUGGCACUCAGCCCCAUCUCUCCCCAAGAGAUGUUCCUGCAGCCUCUGUCUCACUCCAGGGAGGAAAAGGAAGAUGAAGAGGAGGAAGAUGACGACUACCGUUCACCUUACCAGCCCUACCAUCACCUGCAUCACCGCCACCACCAUCGUCAUUUACACACACUGGUGCCGGAAGUUGUGGAAUAUAACCAAAUAAUGCAGAAGGCCCGGCAGGACCCAACUCUUCUGAAAUCACCUCAGCGGACGUCAUCUAUCAGAGCAUCCUCCAUGCCCAGACUGGCUGUUGACACUCAGCCUGGGAUGCCAGCAGACAAUAAGCUGAUGAAGCGCUCCUUCUCCACCAUUGGUGAUCAGUGUGUCAACGGCCUCUGGCAGGAACAGCACUCUCUGGAGAGAGUCAGUCCCGACAGCACAUACAGACCCCGGCAGAGGAGCUAUAGAGGCCCAAGAAUCAACCACAGGGAUACUAGUAGCCAUGAGAGAGGGAGAUCAAAAGAAAGACGCCAUCUUCUGUCCCCUGAUGUGUCCCGCUGCAACUCUGAGGAACGAAGCCGGGACCCCUCAUAUGAGAGGAGACGAUCCCGCUCACCCAGUGAAGGACCCGCGCAUAGCCAGCAGAAACAGAUGAACACAUCAGGAAGCCCAGCAAACUCAACCUCUGAGUCCGGUACCCCUCGCAAUCGGCGCCAGCUGCCUCAGACACCCUCUCGUCCGCGGCCUUACAUCUCUUACUCUCCUCUCAUUUGCCGAGCCCAAACCUCUCCGACAGGGGAGGCCACCUCUGAGGAGCAAGCGCAGCCUCAGGAUGUUACUGCUGGCUCCACUGAGCCCUCAUGGAAGGUUGGGAAAGAAAGCGGACCCCUGUCUGCAAAUCAAGGGUCAUCAGGUGUUCAAAGUUCAGGACCGAGCCACCCAUCCCCCCAUCGGUAUAUAUCGGAGCCCUACCUCCCAUUCCACAAGGACGUCACCAGUGGCGAAGCAGGUGAUAAGCAGGAGACCCUUACCUUUGAGUCUGCCAUUGCCACUAGCCUGGGACGGGCCAACGCCAUAAGCUCCGCCCCUCAGCUCAGACACUCCUGGCAGGUUCCGAACGGCCAUUUUCGGAAGCACAUGGGCCAGUCAAGUCCAGCUGGUGCCAGCGAGCUGCUAAGUGACACAGACGAAGACGACCGUUGCUAAAAUAUCGAGGCGGAUGAAACGGAUGCACGGAGCAGUCGGGCAUCUCGGAGUGGCUGAUGUGUAACCACAUAGCUUCUCUGUGACUUCGAGAACAUGGCGUUCUCAGCACCAGUAGCAUUACAGGCAGUACUGAGUUUGAUUGUUAUUUAUCUGGAGAGUGUCGUCCGUCUGCACGUGCGUGUCCUUUGUAUGUGUUUAUUUUAGCCAGACAAAGACUGCGUGUGUGGAUGUGAAUGUGUGUUUUCAUGUGUAUGCUCUUCACGGAGAAAACGUGCCAAAUCAACAGAACAGCAGAGACUGAUUUCACCAUAAGUAGCUCACUGCGGGCAACACCACGCGUUGCCAAGCCUUCCCACACAAGUUAUUGUUUUGAUUGUUAUAUUUGAACAAAUCGUGGUGAGAUGUCAAUUUCAGAUGUCCAAACCUUCUAGAUGAAUCCUGAAAAUGGAUUUAAGUGCAUUUGUGCAAGUGAACAUAGAAGUAGCACGUAAACAUGUAAUAAGAUGAAUGUAUUUUAGUUUUCUGGUCAGGUGAUUUGAGAUGGUCGCUGUUGGUCUUUUCUGUGCAUUGUUGUAAGAGUAGAUUUGAAGCAGAGAUGAAUUAAACCCAAUUAUGCCAGUUUAUGGCAAGCAGCCAUUACCAACAGUUCCUGUUUACAGCAAGACUAUCCACGAGAUUCAUGGGCAUUAAACAGUCACUGAUCAAUAAGUAAUCCAAGUUUCAGACCUUUAAGUGAGUUAAAUGUGUAGUGAUGGUUGGGUUUUUUUCUGCCAUAAUGUGAAAACAGUGAUAGUGUAAAAUCAUCUGGAGCACAGAUGUACGUGAAAAAGAUGCUGUGGAUCAUGAACAGAUCACACAAUAAGAGAUGUUUAAUCUCAGGACCGUUGAGUUUGUAAUUUUUAUUUUUUUUCCUGACACCUGAAAGUGUUUCCAUGUGGAUGGAGAUGAGAUGGACUUUACGUGUCUGGUAACUCUACAAUUCAGAAAACAUCCCAGGAACAUGAGCGCACCGUCACCUUGGUCUCAACCACUGGAGACUUCAGACAGGCCCUGCGGUCUGCAUCUGCUCUGUUCAUGGACUACUGCAGCGGAGGCCUGAGGACCGACCAUUCGUAUGGCCUGGAUGAUGUUGGUAUUUGAAGCCAAAUAGAUGUUCAUUUUUCACAUUUCUGUGCUGAAUAACUGCAGUUGAUGUUGUGUCUGAAAGGUGAUGAAAGCAAUUCUCUUCCUGUAUAUAGAGCUGGGGGUGUGUCCUCUUCUUGCCUCCUUUCAUAUGAAGACAAAACUGGUGAGAAUUGUCUGUCCUCUGUACAUGUGAUGCAACAUGAUACUUGAUAACAAAAAUGGAAUCACAGGCGCUAUUUGGUUUGUCCAUUAUCUGCCGCAUUGUUCCAGGUCACAUAUGUUUUUGUCUGUAAAAACAAGCCUUGGGUAAUUUCUGUGCAUCGGUUUAUAGUAAUUUUCACAUGCAUGAUCAUGGUGACUGUGAUAAUGACAGAUGAGUAAGAGAGUCCUGUUUAUUAUUGUCCAUGACGCUUAUUUGGGUUAAUUUAGCGCCAAAAAAACAAUAAUAAUAGGAAAAUUAAACAAAAGUUUGUUUCUUAUUUAAACGCCAUUCACUGUCUAAAUCCAUGAACAUUUAAAAUCUUAAGAGAGUUUGUUGUUCCCUCUAAAUAGAACUUAUAUUUAUAUCAUGUGCUGUUGUAUUGUUGAAUAAAAUGUUGAAUUUGAAAUGUGAAGAUAGAGCAUAUCUAGACAGGUAAGAAGAGGUCACACUGGAGUCCCAUACAGAAAGUGCCGCACAGAAAAAGAAUAUCUUCUUGCUGACAGUCUCUCUUGGAAGUUUGUUAAGACCUCAUACAGGUCAGGCUAAGGUUUCAGCGUGUAGAAUAUAGGACUUAACAUGCUUAAAAUGUACUUUGCAGUCUGGGUCUUAACUUUGAUGUCCGUCUAAACAGAACAGCCUAAUCUGUGCCUGGGGAAAUUCAAGCAAAGAGUUCCUUAUCAAGCCAGGAUUUCAUAGAGAAGUUUUGCGGUAAAUAUGUAGGAUAAACUGUAAAAAUAAAUUCAUGUUUAAUUUA
Messenger RNA from Salarias fasciatus (jewelled blenny), 9872 nucleotides. RefSeq names its product calcium channel, voltage-dependent, R type, alpha 1E subunit a (gene cacna1ea). Bases 133 to 7791 code for a protein of 2552 amino acids. Gene Ontology annotation, cellular component: membrane; neuronal cell body; voltage-gated calcium channel complex. Lineage: Eukaryota; Metazoa; Chordata; Actinopteri; Blenniiformes; Blenniidae. The record is from RefSeq and is a predicted model, not a curated record. Gene Ontology annotation, biological process: calcium ion import across plasma membrane; chemical synaptic transmission. The transcript is spliced from 49 exons. Gene Ontology annotation, molecular function: high voltage-gated calcium channel activity.